AUGGUUAGCAAAUCAGAGGUUAGUGUUAAUGUUAUGGACCAAUUUGAUCACCACAAAAGGUUGGGUACCAUAUCUUGGUGGCUAAAUCUCCAGCAACCUCUCCUUGGUGCCGAAAUCAAGAGAAGUUAUUCGUUGCUCGUGCUGUUCAAAGAGACCCUACUCAAGCCUAAGCAGCCAGAGGCCAUGCUUAAAGAGUGA
Dovyalis caffra is the source of this 198-nucleotide messenger RNA. NCBI's taxonomy places the organism in Eukaryota, Viridiplantae, Streptophyta, Magnoliopsida, Malpighiales, Salicaceae. The record is from the annotation of a GenBank genome assembly.